Penicillium canescens is the source of this 1976-nucleotide messenger RNA. Its product is annotated as RNA recognition motif domain-containing protein. Gene Ontology annotation, biological process: positive regulation of mRNA splicing, via spliceosome. The record is from RefSeq and is a predicted model, not a curated record. The coding region runs from base 103 to 1122 and encodes 339 amino acids. Gene Ontology annotation, molecular function: RNA binding. The transcript is spliced from 4 exons. Lineage: Eukaryota; Fungi; Ascomycota; Eurotiomycetes; Eurotiales; Aspergillaceae. Gene Ontology annotation, cellular component: spliceosomal complex.
GCCUGAAUUCUCGGGUGUUGAUCGUUCGAUUUUCCGGGCUCUUAUCGUUAAACCUCGCUUUCUUCCUCCUUCCAUCUCACACCUUUCGGUCUUUCACCCAUCAUGGCUGACUACGAGAAUGACAACGGCCGUUACGCCGACGAGCCCCGGUACGAUCGCGACCGCAGCGCUUCUCCUCGCGAUGAGCCUCGAGCCGACCGCGACCGUGCUCGCAGCCGCUCCCCCAACGGCCGCUCCGACGACAGAGCUCCUAUUUCCCGCAAGCCCAUUGAGGAAGAGGAUGAGGGCGCCAUCAACUCCGGCUCCAACCUCUUCGUCACUGGCAUUCACCCCCGUCUGACUGAGUCCGAUAUUUCGCGUCUCUUCGAGAAGUACGGUGAUGUCGACAACUGCUCCAUCAUGCUUGACCCCCACACCAAGGAGUCUCGCGGAUUCGGUUUCGUCAACAUGGUUACCGCAGAGCAGGCCGAUGCCGCCAAGGAGGGCCUGCAGGGCGAGGUCAUCGAGGGUCGCACCUUGAGCAUCGAGAAGGCCCGUCGCGCCCGUCCCCGUACUCCUACCCCCGGAAAGUACUUCGGUCCCCCCAAGCGUGAGGGUGGUGGUGGUGGUCGCGGAGGUGGUCCCCGCCGUGACCGUUACGAUGACCGCCGUGGCCCCUACGGAGGUGGUGGCUGGCGCCGUCGCGAUGACGACUACUCCCGCUACGGUCGCUACGACUCUUACAAUGACCGCCGCGACUAUGGCCGCGACUAUGGCCGCGAUUAUGGCCGCCGUGACUACGGUGGUGGUGGCGGUGGUGGUGGUGGCCGCGACUAUGGUGGUCGCCGUGAGUCUCGCGAUGACUAUGGCUACCGUGGAGGUGCUGACCGCUACGGCGGCGGCCGUGAGGAUCGUUACAGCCGCGAUGAUCGCCGUGGUGGUGGUGAUGAGCCCCGUGGUGGAGGAGGAGGUGGUGGUGGUGGUGGCUACUACGACCGUGACGCUAACCCUCCCUCUUUUGAUGCUGCUGGCCCUCCUCGUGAGCCUCGCGACCCUUACGCCGGUGGUGGUGGUGGUGGCAGCCGUUCUUACGAAGGUCAGGCACGCAGCGGUGGUGGCGAGGACCGCUACGCUGGCAGGUAAAGUGUCUUUCCUAGUUUCUUAACCAGAAGAGAGACCGGUCCUUGAAUUGUCUCGCUGGUUUCGCGUUUCUUUGCCCAUUUCUCUCCCCAAAUUUUUCGUUUUUGUUCUGGAAUUGCUUUUAAUGCGGGAUUUGGGCGACGGGCCACGGGGCGUCGUCUUGUUUUGUCAAUUGCUUUUUCGCAUCUCGUCUCAGCAAAACGGACCAUCGGCCUUACUGCGACCGGCUCGCCAAUACUUCAUCGGCUAGUCACACUUCGGUUGCUUGAUGAUGUGUCUCUUUUAUGUCUGUUCGCGACGCGACUUCGGGAAUUCUUCUGGCGGCAAAAAGGGAACAAAACAAUUAUCGCUGUAAUUCGGAUUUCUAUGGCUCAGCAUUUUCGUCACUCACACCUCCACCUCUUCACCUCCACAACAUCUCCAGUAACCGGCUCGAUUGUAUUCGACUCUCUCUAAACAACUCUGAAUGAACAACCAUUCGCCCUCUUUCGCCAAAGCCGUCGACUUUGCGCUUGUAGUACCAGCCCUUUAACUGCAGGCGUUAAACUAUCCUUGGAUAUCUGAUCAGCUUGAAAUUUGGUCAAGCUGAAGGUGAGAUGUGCUGCAAGCUAACCUGCAGGUUUUAUCUUUUUUGGAAUCUUCGUCUUUUUUGGCUGGACUGAAGUGUGCUUACCUUCCAUAGGAUAUGUGUCUCAUAUGUACAGUAUGUUCCUACACAGGUAUGGAAGUCGCUGGUCAUUCAACCACUGCAAAAUAUGCAGUCUGGUGAAGAUUGCUGGCAACAACCUAAACUGAUUCUUGCAUCAAAAUUUUGGACAUUUCUAGUAAUCUGCCUAUAUCACAGCCCUAGACCCACG